Messenger RNA from Acipenser ruthenus (sterlet), 6585 nucleotides. Its product is annotated as ATPase family AAA domain-containing protein 5-like. Lineage: Eukaryota; Metazoa; Chordata; Actinopteri; Acipenseriformes; Acipenseridae. Gene Ontology annotation, cellular component: nucleus. The transcript has 24 exons. The record is from RefSeq and is a predicted model, not a curated record. The coding region runs from base 509 to 6106 and encodes 1865 amino acids. Gene Ontology annotation, molecular function: DNA clamp unloader activity; ATP binding; DNA binding.
ACGACAGUCCUCGCCUGCCCUCCGAUUGGUGGAAUCGGCCGUGCCAAAGGUCAGUGUUUCUUGGCGCCAUUUCCUUGAAGCUGAGGCCGGAGUGUGUUUAGGCGCUUUUUAUUUUAAACAGUGCACAAUUAUAAAUGUGAACAAAGAUAUAUACCAAAAAAACGGCAACGGGCGUCUUUUUAAAUGAUAACAUCAACAUUAGCGAAGGUGUUCGUCAUUUCAAAACACGCGGAGUGUCGCCAAUUUAGUUUGAGAUAUUUUUUUAUUGAUUUUUGUUACAGUAACCGGUUUGCUGUUAGCUUAGCGUGAAAUAACCCUGCGAUAGCUUCAUGUAAGUUAUCAUUUUAAAUAUCGAUAUAUACUUUUACGGUAUGGUCGAUUAUUUAGUGAUUAAAACACAGACAUGUUGCUGCGUGCGCGGGUAGGAUAAAGACACCACGGGGAAGGAAUGGCGGUGUUUUUAUAACUGGACGCGAUCUACGAAAGAGGUGUGCAACUACAAGCAGAUAUGGUUGGGGUAGUGGCAAUGGCAUCUGUGGUUGAAGACUUUGAGACACAACCGUGCAAGAAGCAAAGGGAAGAUGUUGAAACUCCUGCUAAAACAAUCGCCAGCUACUUCCUACCUGUGCCUAAAGCAGUUGAGAAACCUUUCUCUCCCCCGAGAUCGAAUAACAUCAUGUCCUAUUUCAAAAAGACACCCCCAGCAACUUGCAAAAGCACUACACUGGACAAAGCUAAGGAAACGGCAGACCAGACUCCUGAAACCCCGGGAAAGACUAAGACUCACCGCCUCAGCAGAGAGAAGAAGCUGGGUAAAGGGGUGAAUUUGAGCAAGCAGUUGAACAGUAUCCAGAAGAAAAGCUGCGAGGAAGCGGUGGUGAUCGCUGACUCCAGCAAUGACUCCUGCAGUGUUGUGGAGAGCGGUCGCGAGGAGCUAGUCACUGGAAUACUGGGCAGCGACACGGCAGCACUGCUCGCUCAGAUCAGCGCAGACAGCUACGUGAUGGAAGACACCCAGGAAGAGACAACGUCCGGCCAAACCUUGAGAACAGACCUCAAAGAAAAGGUGCUUAAAAUGCCCCCCAAGAAGAGAAAAUACACCAAAAGGAAGCAGAAGGUGAAACCUCAAAGCGAGGAUAAACCCCCACAGGUUUCGCUAGAAAAGCCGCUGAAAGAAGAUGAAGAAGGGAAAGAUGAACCUGCUGUCAAAACAAAGUCCAGAGCAAAGCAGACGGCCCGAAUCCAGGUGUCUCGGGAGUCCGACAGCGCUCCGUGCGAGACGAGCCUGGAAGGGAAUCAGGACGGCGCUUUCAGUUUAAACGACAGCACGGUUACCAUCUCCUUCGAGGAGUUCCUGGAGAGUCAGAAGGAGGGCGGUGCCUCUACGUCCCCGGCAGGCUUGGAGGCUGAACGCAGGGAGGCGGUGGAGCAGAGUCCACCUCUGCAGCUUUCACCCAGGACCGUCACCACCCAAGCACAGGUUCAUCGCGUCUUUCGGCCCCCCGCCUCGGCUGGCCCGGCUAAGAAACCUCAGAAGAAAAUCGCCUCCAUCUUUUGUAAGAACAGGAAAGACGACGAGGUCCAGUUCGUUGAAAUCGGGCAGGUUCCCUGUGAUGAAAACGUGGAGCAGGCAGCCCCCAAAAGAAAGUCGAAUGUGGUGAUGGAGGAAGAGGAGCUGGAACUGGCGGUAAUCGAGACUGCUGCCAGCAGCCCUCUCAAGCCCAAGUGCACCCUGGAGGAGAAGAAGCAGUUCAUGGACGCGUUCAAGAAGCCCACUCUGGACGGGUCCAAGAGCAGACUGAAAAAGGGCCCCAGCAAGCAGAAGGAGGCAACAGAGAAAGCUGUGAACCGACAAGAGGAAGGAGAAAAGAGCGACAGGACAGAAAAAGACGAGGAGAAGGAGUCUGACGCCGUCACUGAAAAGGGCAAGGAUGGGAAGCUGGCCACGGCAGAGAGGAGAGGCAGAAAGCUGACGAAAAGAGGCAGGAAAUGCGCAGCGAAAGCAGAGGAAGAUGCUUCCAACACAGUGACCGCAGAGGAGGUAUCAGGGGCUGGCAAGAAUCUGAAUCCGGAGGAGGCUGUUGAACAGAGAUCUACUGCUGUCACCCCCGUGCCAGCUGAGAAGACUAACAGGAAGCUCACAAGAGGAGGCGCCAAGCAGACGUCCGCUGGCUCAACACCCUCUACAAACAUGCGUCGCGGAGAGCUGGCUGCUCGUCCCAGUAAGCUGUCGCAGGACAGCCCGGUACAGGUAUUGACCCCGAGAAUGAGCAGGCGGAAAGGUGGUGUCUACAGGUCUGAGAUGAUUACAGCCCCCGACGAUACCCAGAGCCCCAUCAGGAUGAGGUUUAGUCGUGUGUUCCCACGCAGCCCUCGAGGAUCUAGAAAGGCUGCUGGUGUUGAAGAAGAUUCAGAAAUGACUCCAAGGAGCAGCAAGAAAAAGAAUACGUUAAAAGCCAAGAAACUGGUUCAGAAAGCCAAGGCUCUGAAGCAGAAGUCGUCCAAGGGUUCUGUGGAAAGCGCUGAGUCUUUAAGACGAUCAUCUCGGCAACAAGAUCUUCCAACGAGAAAGAGCUAUUAUGAGGAUGAGGACUCUGUGGUCAUGGUUGAAGAUUCGAUAGAGGAUUGCAGUCCAGCCUCUGACGUGCUGUCGGCACGGAGGACUCAAAAGAAGCUCCGCAGUUUGAACGAUGUCUUGGGAAAGAAUGUAGCGCCGAAGAACUCUGCUGAUUCCAAAGCUGCUCUUUGUAAGAAGGCACCUAAAACUGGAGUCAUCUCCAUCUUUGAUGACAGCAGUCGCGAUGACUCUGAGAACUCUCAGGGUGAUGAGCAGUUCCGAGCCAAGAGGGACUUCUUAAAGAGUGGUUUGCCCGACACCCUGAAGAGACAGAUUGCUAAAACUGCAGCCAGUCGGGAGGUCUACUCGAUUGCGUGUGCGUCGUUCCAGGCCGUCACGCAUGUAUUGCAGAGAUCUCCGGAGUGUGCCCUGUGGACACUGACGUGGCCUGCGUCCCCUCUGCUGAAGCAGCUGAGAGAAGAUAGUGACGAACUGACAAUAACAAAGGCUGCAAAGUGUGUCGUUUCAUUAGUGGAAUUCACAGAUUUGAAAUCCAGGUCUACGUUUGUCAAACCCACAAUUGAGCUGUCUGGCUGGAGAGUGGAUUUCUCUGAAGAAGUGAGAAAGUGUUUGUUGGAGGAAAUCAGGUCAUCUAACCCACCUUUCCCAGUGCGAAGGUUUUACAAUUGGUUCAUGAAGAAACGCACUGAACACCUUUUACUGCCCAUUGCUGCAGCCCCAGAUCCUGAAGAAGCGUCCUGUUUACCCGUGGACCAGCUGCAGACUGGCGGAAAGAGAAAGCGCUGUGAGGACGGUGGAGAAGAGGACAAGGCUCCCAAGCGAAAGAGGGCGGGCCGCGGGGAGAGUGCUGUGAUUCUGAUCGGUGAUUCUCCUGAAAACGCCCAGGAUAGACCAGCGAGGAGAGGCCGAGGCGCCGCUGCGGAGGAGGCUUGCAGAGAAGCCCCAGUGAAGGGGAGGCUGAGCCGCAGGUCGAGGCGCAAGCAGCAGCAGCAGGAUGAUGUCAUCAUGCUGGAGGACAACAAGCAGCCUGCAGGCGAUGCAGUCAAACAAGAUUCAGUAAAGGAGGAUGUAUUGUGGACCGAGAAAUACCAACCCCAGCACUCCAGUGAAGUGAUUGGCAACUCGGGUGCUGUAAAGAAGUUACACAGUUGGUUGAAAGAGUGGAAACUAAGAGCGGACCGUGAGGAAAAGAAAAAACAGAAGGAGAAGAAACAAGAAAAAGAAAAGAGUGAAGCCUGGGACGAUGAUGAUUUCAAAGAUGACCAGUCGGAGGAUGAGCUCGAGGAUCUUCUGUGUAACACCGUGCUCAUCACAGGGCCCCCUGGAGUGGGGAAGACGGCAGCCGUCUAUGCUUGUGCGCAGGAGCUGGGUUUUAAGGUGUUUGAGGUGAAUGCAUCCUCGCAGCGCAGUGGGAGGCAGAUUCUGUCCCAGCUGAAGGAAGCCACCCAGUCCCACCAGGUUGACAUACAAGGAGUGAACAUGCACAAGCCCAGCUACUUCAGCAGCAGCACUGUCAGCAAGUCUCUAUUCAACACCAUCACCAACUCUCCAAGAAAAGUGAAUUCCCCGCGGAAGGUGGUCUCCUCCCCCAGGAAGCUCCCCCAGUCCCCCCGAGGAGCAGGGCCCAAGAAAGGGAAGCUGGCCCCCACAGCCCUCGCUGACUUCUUCAAUGUCAAGGCAAGAGCCAAAGACAAGGAGAAGGGAAAACCGGGAAAGGAAGAGAAGCACGUGGAUGAAGAAAAGUUGCAGAAGCCCUCCAAAGGGAAGAAAGGGGGCACUCAAGGAAAAGAGGCGCUGGCGACCAAGCCUGCUUCUGAGUACAAGGGAGUGCUGACAGAGGAGCCCAGCAAGAAGACUGCAACGUCUCUCAUCCUGUUCGAAGAGGUCGAUGUUAUUUUUGAGGAUGAUUCUGGAUUUUUGGCUGCUAUCAAGACGUUCAUGGCAACAACCAAGAGGCCUGUAAUCUUAACCACUAGCGAUCCAACAUUUAACUUGAUGUUUGAUGGCUGCUUCGAAGAAAUACAUUUUAAAACUCCUUCUGUGGUUAAUGUUGCAAGCUAUCUGCAACUCCUUUGCUUGACUGAGAACUUGAGAACCGAUGUGAAGGAUUUUUCCUCUCUCCUCGCCUUAAAUAACUGUGACAUCCGGCAAAGCCUGCUCCACCUGCAGUUCUGGACCCGGACUGGAGGGGGCAGUCUUGUGGAUCGGCCGCUCUCUGUUCCAGCUGUAACGGAGUCUCAUGUUGAGAAGCAUGGUCCUGUGGUGAGAACUGGUGCUAAACAGAGUUCAGAGAGCAAACCUGUGUGUCUGCAGCCUAGGGAGGCUGUUCUGCGUGAUGUGCCAAAAUGUGACGUGGGCUGUUCUGAAAAUCUGCUGGGUUUACAGAAUAUAGAGUAUUCACAGGAUCUGCUCUCUGUGCUUCAGCAUAAGAUCUCCACUGCAGGGGACUGGAGUAAACUUCUCCAGCUGCUUGCAGAGUGCCGGGGGACGAGGCUGGAUUUCACGUACAGCAAUCUGGAGCUGCUCCUGCCGUUGCCAGUGAAGUUCCUGCCUGAAUCCAGUGAAAAGCCUCCGGCUGAGGAGGCUGAUCCCGAACCCGAACCCUUGGCACUUUCCCAGAAGGCUGAUGUUCCUCUGGAGGGUGUCGUCUCUGCAGAGCCCAGCCCUUUGAAAGUCUCCUCGAGGAUGAAGAGGAAACGAAGGCUGGAGCUGCUGCUGGACGACCGGGAUCCGUUUCAGUCUGAUUCAGACUCUGAGGACAGCUUCCAAUCACUACCUCCAACAGCCCCUACCUUGCACGCCAAGGAAAACCCCAUUCAUUCAGACGCUGCUUCUAAGCCAGCUUUUGUAAAGCCCGUAAAGAAACCCCAAACUCCAGCGGAACACACCUGCUCCCAGCUUGUAUCCCAGUGCCUCGAUUCCUUAUCCGAGUUCCUGGACCACAUGUCGUUCUUGGAUUCUUCCCUUCUCAAGGAAGCUGUGGAAAAGGAGGGGCCUUGCAAAUGGGAUCAGUCUCGCUGGUCCGCUGCAGAAAUUAAGAACGGACUGUCAGACGAGAGGCGGUCAGAGCGUUGCGACUGGAGGAGUUCUCGGAGCUCUGCGGAGAUCAAAGUGGCAGUGGAGUGGCUGAGUUUUCAGAAGUGUCGGACAGUUAUUUCGGAGGCGAUGGACAGCACGCUGAGCCGGUGUAAAGAACUGGGGAAGGAUCCCACGGAGGAGCUGACCCUUCCAGUCUCCGCACACAGAAACGGAGUGAGCUUCAUUCAGAGUGCGCCCUGUAAACCAAGCAGCGUGGUGCACAAGAGAUCUGAAAUAAUGAAGACUGUGUUCUCCAACAAGUCCUUUAUCAGUCAGGGUAACAGACAGGCUGCCGUGGUGGACUACCUGCCUACGCUCAGGGGCAUUUGCAGAGCCGAAAAGUUGAAAGAAGAAUGCAGAGUAAAGCGAAGAUUUCUGCACUACUUUAAGGGAAUGAACCUUGAUCUCCCCAAACAAACUGUAGAUGCUCUGGCAGCUGACUUUCCUUAAAUCCCGAGGAAAUCCCGAGGAAAUCCCGAAGAAACCCACAGAACUGUGCCUGGAGCGGGCUUUGGUUGCUCCAGACAUCAGAGCUGCAAUCACAAUCUGUUUCGUCGUUUGUGAAAAGUAAUAUUUGUAACGUGAUACUUUUUUGGAGAAUGUACAGUUUAUAUAUAUUCUGUAAGUCAUGAAUGUUUUUUUUUAUUUUUAUUGGAGCAUUAUAAAGGUUUUGUUACCAAUGCAAGUUGCCUUUUCUGUAGAGUUGUUUUAUUGUGUACUGUUGGGGAUUGCGCAUGGCAUUUUAUGAACAUGUGUGUGACCUUAUUUUACUUGCACAAAUAAAAUUUACAUUUGCUAUCUGGCAGCAACCAGCAUUUUAAAAAAAUCUAUUAAUCCUGUAAUUAUGCAUUUGUUUUAUUAUAUUUUUAUAUUGAAGAAUGUAGCAUUUCUAUCAUUUUAAUGUAAAAUAAAUAAAAAAUAGAAAUCUG